Argentina anserina (silverweed cinquefoil) is the source of this 518-nucleotide messenger RNA. RefSeq lists its product as uncharacterized. The coding region runs from base 20 to 283 and encodes 87 amino acids. The record is from RefSeq and is a predicted model, not a curated record. The transcript is spliced from 5 exons. Lineage: Eukaryota; Viridiplantae; Streptophyta; Magnoliopsida; Rosales; Rosaceae.
GUUCACCCUCCUUCUAAAGAUGGUUUGCGUAAUGUGCCUGAUUCCUCUUUUUCUCGUCCCAAUCGUCAACCUCCUGCCUCUCCUCUUCGAUUACCUAAUGGGGAAAAUAUAUGGAGUUAUGGGAUGGGAGUACAGGAAGCCGGAAAGAGCUCCUCCGGCGUGUCCUUACAAGCCUGCCGCCCAAAACGAUGCCAAGGUUACAGAAAAACAUGAACCUGGGUCACCGGAGCCUCUUGCAGAAACAGCGGCGGCUCCUCGAGUGGUAGAAUUGAAGCAAGAUUGAAGUCUGACCCUGGUUUCAGGCAUCAAAUAGGUGGGGGGGGGGGGGAACUUAAUGAAAAAGAAACAGCAGCAAAUUGGUGUAACAUAUGUACUUGAUCUUAAAGACUUCCUAAAAUCCUUCUUUUUAAAUCCUUGCUUGUAUGAGAUCAGAGUCGUAAUUGUGGUAGUCCUAAUACUUCUAUGUCACCUCAGUUUGAACAUUACUAGAAAGGAAUGUCUCAUAAACAUUUUUAGUU